AUGCCUCAUCCCCGCGUGGAGACCUAUUCCGUGCCUCCACCCGUUGCCUAUCAAUCAGUUCAAGCCAAGCUGGUAUAUCUUGAGUAUUUCCAGCGUCACCAACGGCGAACCCCUUACAACAUACUUCCAGGAGGCGAGGAUCAAGAAUACGACUGCGACAACAUCAACCCGCACACAUACGCGGCGCUUGCUUCACAACAUCCGUCUCCGGUAGCCGUCUAUGGCCAGGCCUACUCUGAUCAAAGUAAUCCGUUUCUCAACACCUACGUCAAUGGAUCUUGCCAGUAUCCUCAACUCACACGCGGCGGUUUUCUGGAUGGCUACCGGCACGGUAGCGACCUCCGCGCCGUCUAUGGUGAACGGUUAGGCUUGCUCCCCUCCACUCCUGACCCCAAGAAAGUCUGGUUGCGCUCCAGCUCCUCAGCCCUUACGCAAGGCUCAGCGGGAGCCGUGCUGCGCGGAAUCUGGCCCGACCAUCGAGGCCCCGUUCCGCUACACCAGCAAGCCUCCGCGAUAGAUACGGUGGACAGGGGCUUUCCCUGCGCGGCGCGCGAUACGCUCCAAUCGACAAUUGAGUCCACUGCAGAGUGGAAAGACCAUCUCAACGUCACGGAGACUCUCCGUAGCACACUUGCAACCAUGUUCGACGCCGAGAGUGUCAGCGCUUGGACCUCCAACUUUGACCAUUUUGCCGACAAUUUCCAGGCCCGUUUGUGUAAUGGCUACCAACUGCCAUGUCGUGUGGAUGAUUCAUCCCAAUGCGUCACCGCGGAGCAGGCGGAUGAAGUCUUUCGCGCUGGUGAUUGGGAGUAUAACUACUGGUGGCGGCGCAAUGCAAAUGCCACGCUCUAUAUUCAACUCGUCGAGGGGCUGUUCAUCGGGGAGGUUGUGCGCAAGCUCGAGGCACUUGAGCAGGGAUCGUUGGAGCUUACGUAUAGCCACAAUUUUGUUCAUGAUGGGGACAUUGCGCCCAUUCUAGGGGCUCUGGGGAUUAAAGCCCUACGGUGGCCAGGGAUGGGAUCAAACAUCGCCAUAGAAAUCUGGGAAACGUCCACGUCGGAGUUGUACGCUCGGGUGCUCUAUAGCGGUCAUCCCAUCGACACUAUUCACGGAACACUGGACUGGAUCCCACUGUCUCAACUUCUGAAUAUCCUCCGUCCAUUUGUCCCGCAAGACAUCAUCGCCAUGUGCAAGUAG
Molecule: messenger RNA, 1197 nt
Organism: Aspergillus clavatus NRRL 1
Lineage: Eukaryota; Fungi; Ascomycota; Eurotiomycetes; Eurotiales; Aspergillaceae
Product: histidine phosphatase family protein
Exons: 3
Coding region: 1-1197 (398 amino acids)
Biological process (GO): dephosphorylation
Molecular function (GO): phosphatase activity
Source: RefSeq, a predicted model, not a curated record